Molecule: messenger RNA, 1146 nt
Organism: Antrostomus carolinensis (chuck-will's-widow)
Lineage: Eukaryota; Metazoa; Chordata; Aves; Caprimulgiformes; Caprimulgidae
Gene: TCHP
Product: trichoplein keratin filament binding
Exons: 10
Biological process (GO): apoptotic process
Cellular component (GO): keratin filament
Source: RefSeq, a predicted model, not a curated record
GUCGCUGAGCAGCUGCUGUAUGAGCACUGGAAGAAAAACAACGCUGAGCUCCGGGAGGUGGAGUCAGAGCUGCCCAGGAAGCACGUGAUGGAGGCCUGGGGUGAUGAGCUAACGCAGAAAGCCAAGCAAGAAGCAACUGAAGUUGAAGAGAAAAAAUGUUAUGAAAACAAAUAUGAAAGGGCUCGAAGGGAAGCGCUGGAAAGAAUGAGACGAGAGGAAGAGAAGCGUCGGCUGGAACAGAAGAAGCAAGCGGAGAUGUUGCUUCAACAAAUAGAAGAACUGAAAUUACAGGAGAAUGAGGCAACAAAGCUGAAAAAAGAACAAGAGAAUUUAUUAAAGCAGCAGUGGGAGCUGGAGAACUUGGAAGAAGAAAGGAAACAAAUGGAAGAGUACCGGAAGAAGAUCGAGCUUGGUCGCUUUUUGAGGCAGCAGUGGAAUGCACAAUUAAAGAGACGAGCCCAGCAGAUACAAGAGGAGCUGGAGAUAGACAGGCAAAUCUUACUCACCCUCCUCGAGAAAGAAGAUGAGGAUCAGCGCCAACAGUCUGCACGGCGAGAACGAGCUGUUGCCGAUGUUGCCUGGAUGAAACGUGUCAUUGAGGAGCAGCUCCAGUUAGAAAGGCAGAGGGAGGCAGAGCUGGAGACUAUUUUUAGAGAAGAAGCUAAAAAAGUGUGGGAGAAGAGGGAAGAAGAAUGGGAAAGAGAGAAGGCAGCCAGAGAUCGCCUGAUGAAUGAGGUUCUUGCAGGCAGACAGCGCCAGAUCCAAGAGAAGAUGGAGUUAAACAGACGAGCCCAAGAAGAGUCUAUAAGGUAUCGAGAGCAGCUGAUUAAAGAGCUGGAAGAGGCAAAAGAACUGUCGAGGCGCGAGAAGGAGCAGGAGGAAGAACUGAAGACAGCCCGCAGGCAGGAGCUGGAGGCGCAGGUGACAGAGCAGCGCUUACGUGAGCAGGAGGAGCAGCAGCAGCGUAGGGAGGAGGAAGAAGAGGAGGGAUUGUCCCAGCAGCACUGUGAGGAGUUAGUGCGGCAGGAGGCCAGGCACAUGGUUGAGCCAGGACAUCGUGGCAGGCACUAUGAGCUGCAUACCAUAACCAGUAGGUACAGUGCAUUGCUCAAUGUCUCUUUUCUGUCAUGCUUUGCCAAGCUCUAA